UCUACAUUGCAUUCGUCCAGAGACGGUUUAGAUCUUCCUAAAAAAAAUCUCUGAUACGUCAGGCUCGAAUUUAUUGUGUUCCACUACAGAAACUAUCCACAUUUUCUAUACUUGAACUGACUGACCCAUUCAUAAUUAUUUACACACUGCUUAACAGCACACGCGGGAACGAAACUUUGUCAAUAUAAUUAAUAAACAGGAGAAACAAACAUUUCGAAGAGGACAAUCCAGGAUCCAACAAGAAUAGAUGCCAUGUUCACCUCAAAGCUUCUGACGCUCGUCUUGGUGGUGCAGCCUGGUAGAGUGCUGCUGGGCAUGAAGAAAAGAGGAUUUGGAGCAGGCAAAUGGAAUGGCUUUGGAGGAAAAGUACAACCAGGAGAAACCAUCGAACAGGCAGCCCACAGAGAACUGGAGGAAGAAAGUGGUCUCACGGUGGACAAACUGGAUAAAAUUGGAAACAUAAAAUUUGAGUUCAUCGGAGAUACAGAAAUUUUAGACGUACACAUAUUCAGAGCAGACUCAUUCAACGGAGAGCCGACAGAAUCUGAUGAAAUGAGGCCUCAGUGGUUUGAGUCUGACAAGAUUCCCUUCAGUCAGAUGUGGGCUGACGACUCAUUGUGGUUUCCUCUCAUGCUGCAGAGGAAGAAGUUCCUGGGUUAUUUCAGAUUUCAAGGCCACGAUUUAAUUGUUGAACACAAACUUGAGGAGGUAAAUGAGGUCUGAUGGCUAUAAAAACCUUGUUCUUCACCUCUUCAUUCUUUCCAGUGUUGGGGCCAAAUGACAGACGUGCAUUGUUAUACUGUACGGAUCUUAAUGGUGGACUUGAAAAGGUUUUCCUCAUUCCACUUUAAUAUUUUGAGUAGAUUACAUUGAUGUUCAAAAACACAGAAUAUUUGAGUCUGCCAAUUCCCCCUUGUUGCUGUACCUCGCAAGUCAGUGUUGUCUUUUGUGAAGACUGAAAUCUGGAAUAACAAGGUGGUUUAAAAGUUGUGUGAAGGACAGUGCAAGACACUGUUGAAGGCCUGCCUUAAUUGUGACUGGUUCCAUAAUGAUGUUACAAGAUGUAAAGAUAUAAUGUAUACUGUAUGAUAAUCACCCAGAGUAAAUCCAUUUUAUUUUGUGGCAAAAAGACAUUGACUUUCCCUUUUGCAAACGGGAUGCAUUGGUUUGUGGUUAAUGUGGUUUUGCAAACUUUUCUUAAAAAGCUGCUUUCAUGUGAUGAUGGAAUAAAAUGUGUUCAUCUUUUAAUAAAACGUGAGUGACCAAU
This is a messenger RNA of Engraulis encrasicolus (European anchovy), 1267 nucleotides long. It is a transcript of the gene nudt1, whose product is annotated as nudix (nucleoside diphosphate linked moiety X)-type motif 1. Lineage: Eukaryota; Metazoa; Chordata; Actinopteri; Clupeiformes; Engraulidae. The coding region runs from base 253 to 723 and encodes 156 amino acids. Gene Ontology annotation, molecular function: 8-oxo-7,8-dihydroguanosine triphosphate pyrophosphatase activity. Gene Ontology annotation, biological process: DNA protection. The transcript has 4 exons. The record is from RefSeq and is a predicted model, not a curated record.